Molecule: messenger RNA, 3554 nt
Organism: Varanus komodoensis (Komodo dragon)
Lineage: Eukaryota; Metazoa; Chordata; Lepidosauria; Squamata; Varanidae
Product: dynamin-2
Exons: 16
Coding region: 99-1838 (579 amino acids)
Cellular component (GO): membrane; cytoplasm; microtubule
Molecular function (GO): GTPase activity; GTP binding; microtubule binding
Source: RefSeq, a predicted model, not a curated record
UGAGGAAAAUCCGAGGGGGAAGUUUGGUGGUUGUUGCCUGGGGUCGUGAGGGGAAGAGGAGGCGUGUGGGGGGAUCUGCCCCCCUUUAGUCCGUUUCAAUGGGCAACCGAGGAAUGGAGGAGCUGAUUCCGUUGGUGAACAAGCUGCAGGAUGCUUUCAGCUCUAUCGGGCAGAGCUGCCACCUCGACCUGCCGCAGAUCGCCGUGGUGGGCGGCCAGAGCGCGGGGAAGAGCUCCGUCCUCGAAAACUUCGUCGGCCGAGAUUUCCUACCCCGUGGCUCUGGAAUUGUCACCAGACGACCCCUCAUCCUUCAACUUAUCUUCUCUAAAACAGAGUAUGCAGAAUUUUUGCACUGCAAGUCCAAGAAGUUUACAGAUUUUGAUGAAGUACGGCAAGAGAUUGAAGCAGAAACAGACAGGGUCACAGGAACAAACAAAGGCAUCUCUCCAGUUCCCAUCAACCUCAGGGUGUAUUCGCCACAUGUGUUGAAUCUGACUUUGAUUGACCUUCCGGGUAUAACUAAGGUGCCAGUGGGUGACCAACCACAGGACAUUGAGUAUCAGAUCAGAGAUAUGAUUUUGCAGUUCAUUAGCAGAGAGAGCAGCUUGAUCCUUGCUGUAACUCCAGCAAACAUGGAUUUGGCCAAUUCAGAUGCUCUCAAAAUGGCUAAAGAAGUUGAUCCACAAGGCCUACGGACAAUUGGGGUGAUAACCAAGCUGGACCUGAUGGAUGAAGGCACUGAUGCUAGAGAUAUCCUGGAGAACAAACUGUUGCCUCUGCGGCGAGGUUACAUUGGAGUCGUGAACCGAAGCCAGAAGGAUAUUGAUGGUAAGAAAGACAUCCGAGCAGCACUGGCAGCUGAGCGCAAGUUUUUCCUUUCCCAUCCUGCUUACAGACACAUGGCAGACCGCAUGGGAACCCCACACUUGCAGAAGGUCCUCAAUCAGCAAUUAACAAACCAUAUCCGAGAGUCUCUGCCAUCCCUGCGUAGCAAACUCCAGAGCCAGCUGCUGUCUCUGGAAAAAGAGGUGGAAGAAUACAAGAACUUCCGCCCUGAUGACCCUACACGAAAAACAAAAGCCUUGCUGCAGAUGGUCCAGCAGUUUGCUGUGGACUUUGAGAAGAGAAUUGAAGGCUCUGGAGACCAGGUAGACACACUAGAACUCUCAGGUGGAGCCCGAAUAAACCGCAUCUUCCAUGAGAGGUUCCCCUUUGAGCUGGUCAAGAUGGAGUUUGAUGAGAAAGAUUUGAGACGAGAAAUCAGCUAUGCAAUCAAAAACAUCCAUGGUGUAAGGACGGGACUGUUCACACCAGACUUGGCAUUUGAGGCCAUUGUGAAAAAGCAGGUGGUGAAGCUGAAAGAGCCUUGUCUGAAGUGUGUCGACCUGGUUAUUCAGGAGUUAAUCAAUACAGUUAGACAGUGUACCAGUAAGCUUGGAUCCUACCCUAGACUGCGAGAAGAGACAGAGAGAAUUGUUACUACAUACAUCAGAGAACGUGAAGGGAAAACUAAAGACCAGAUUCUUCUGUUGAUUGACAUAGAGCUUUCUUACAUCAACACUAACCAUGAAGACUUCAUUGGAUUUGCCAAUGCACAGCAACGGAGCACCCAAGCAAAUAAGAAAAGAGCAAUCCCAAAUCAGGGUGAGAUACUGGUCAUCCGGCGAGGCUGGCUGACCAUCAACAACAUUAGCAUCAUGAAAGGUGGUUCCAAGGAGUAUUGGUUUGUCCUGACAGCAGAGAGUUUAUCCUGGUACAAGGAUGAAGAGGAGAAGGAGAAGAAGAGGAAGAGAUUAGAGCUGAAAAACCAUUGGGAAGUCAGAAUGCGCAGAGGCUAAAUGAUAAACUAGCAUAGAAUAGUAUGAGAUUGUGUCAUACAUGGUGAAGAAGUUAAGAUGGAAUCCUUAACUUACUAUUAUUGGAAUUUUUAUACUUAAGUGAAUUGGUAAACACUUUAACUCUUCUCUUGAAUCAAAUGGUGUAGUUUUCUUAGACUACUGUUGAAAAAUAAUCUGCCUGCUCCAGUUACUAGCAAUUUUUUUUCUACGGAACAGAUUCUGGACUAAAGAUAGAUUACUACUACUGAAAAUCUAAAGAUUUAAUUUACUUAUUAUAAAUAGGUCUGAAUAUACAUAUAAGCAUUCUAGAUAAAUUAUUUAAAAUAUUUGAAUUAUGUUCAAGGCUGGUUAACAAUCAAUUAAAUACUGUAUUAAAAUACAGCUAAAAAUAAAUUCUGUGCAAGGGCUAGAGUAUUUUAAGCAGUGAUAGAAAAUAUUUAUGAAGUUUAUUUGGGAAUGGGAGAAGAUGAGAACAGUAUAUUAUUGGGUUUUUUAAUUAGGAAAAAUUUGUCAAGUGUACUUAAGGCAGCUCAUUAAAAAUAAUGCAGGAACAAUGAAGUAGAGAUAGCAGCAGUUAGAAUAUAUAAAGGAGGGCAGAUUAUGGAAACACUUGCUAGAAUAAAAUUUACUACACUGCCUCCCAAAAGGCAAACCCUGCAAGGGCCAGACAAACCUCUCCAGCUACUUCAUUCCAUAGCCUUGAAAUCACAACUGAGAAGGCACUUUCCCCUGGGCCCACCUAAGUGGCAAAGGAACAUGGUAAAGAGCUCUGUAUUAGAACAGAGUUGUAUUCAAUGUGUUGUAAAAGGUUGGGGAAAAUACAGGUAUAUAUUAGGACAGGAGGAGAAUAGUUUAAUAUUAGGUGAUAUUCUAGGAUUGAAUAAAUGAAAAAGGAGGGAUGUAACUAGAAUGGAUAAAUUUUUACUAUCUUUAAACUAAAGAUGGACAGAGAAGCAAGUUGCUUCCAAAUAGACAAAGAACUGGCAAGCUUCUAAACACAGAGAAAGGUUUUCUCAAAUGCUUGGAAAACUAACUUGGAGAUAACAUUGCAUUUGCAUAGAUAGAGAACGUAUAAUCAAUCUAAUCUUGAUAUUAUGUGAAAUAUUAAUUAAAGGUAGUUGCAUGAUUUAAUGAUUGCAUUUAAUCAAACACAACACUUAUGAAGAUUGUAGAAGGUCAGUUUUUAUGUAAGAAGAACCUGAUCAUGUUGCCUAAUACUGUUUGGGUGGCUAGGAUGGGCAUGAGAUAGCCUGGCCUUGAAUUUGGGGUGCCCCUUCUUCGAAAUUCCUCACACAUGCACUCUCUCUUUAGGUGAUUCAGCCUACUCAUGGACUAGUGGAGGGGCUUCAGUCCCUUCAGCUACUUCAAAUUCAUGUGUAAUGGGGUCCACUUUCUUGCCCAACUCAUACUAGUUAGACAUAAUCAUUAAGAAGUGAGCAGAAUAAUGUGAUCAGUUUAAUUGAAAAGUUAAAAAAUUAAAAAAUGUUUGCUCCGCUCGCUUGGGCUACAGCAGAAGCCCCAGAUGAGGUGGGGAAGAGCAUAUCCAUAUUCAAGGGACAUAGCUACAAUGUCCGCGAUCAUGCUGGGGGCAGGGGGAAGAAGGGCACGAUCACACUGGGGUGGGGAAGAUGGACGUGAUUGUCCUUGUGCAGGGAAAGUGGGCACAUCCGCAGCCAUUCCCCUCCCCUCCCCUCCCCUCCUCCCUCAAGCACAACU